AGAUCUUGCUAGGAUAAACACCAUUUUAGCAGCAUAUUUUAAUUAUAUUCACCAGCUUCAUUUUAUUAAACUAGCUACAGUAACAAAAAUUCACACAGUUGUAAGAAAAAUCUAAAAAAUGGAGAUAACCCCUUCAAAUCUAGAAGCCAUGUCAGGCUAUCUACAGCAGACACUUUCACCUGACCAAGAUAUUCGUCGCAAUGCUGAAAAGUUUUUGGAAUCAGUUGAAGGCAACAAGAACUAUCCUUUGUUACUUCUCCAUUUAAUGGACAAAGAUGGGGCUGAAUCUCACAUUCGUGUUUCAUCUGCAGUCACUUUCAAGAACUACGUGAAAAGAAAUUGGAGAAUAAAUGAGGGUUUUCCAGACAAAAUACAUGCAGAUGACAGGGAGGCUAUCAAACAAUACAUUGUUGGCUUGAUGCUUAAAAGUCCAGAACAAGUUCAAAAACAGUUGAGUGAUGCUAUCAGCAUUAUUGGCAGGGAAGAUUUCCCCAAGAAAUGGCCAGGACUUCUUGCAGAAAUGAUUGCCAAAUUUGAAACUGGUGAUUUUAAUGUAAUUAAUGGUGUUCUUCGUACAGCACAUUCUAUUUUCAAAAGGUAUCGACAUGAAUUUAAGUCACAAGAGCUGUGGGAAGAAAUCAAAUUUGUUUUAGAUAAUUUUGCAACUGCUUUAACAGAAUUAUUCAAGGCUACAAUGGACCUUGCCACUCAACAUGCCAAUGAUCCUAAAGCUUUGAAAGUUAUAUUUGGUAGCAUUCUACUCAUCUGCAAAAUUUUCUACAGUUUAAAUUUCCAAGACCUACCUGAACAUUUUGAAGACAACAUGAAGGUCUGGAUGGAUUACUUUCUUGCUCUUUUGAGCGUUGACAAUAAGUUGCUUCAGACUAGUGACGAGGCUGAGGCUGGCCUGUUGGAACAGAUCAAAUCUCAAGUCUGUGACAAUGUUUCCUUGUAUGCUCAGAAGUAUGAUGAAGAGUUCUCUCCCCACCUACCAGGCUUUGUCACAGCUAUUUGGGGGCUAUUGAUUAGUACUGGACAAGGAGUCAAGUUUGACUUGCUUGUGAGUAAUGCAAUCCAGUUCUUGGCCUCAGUUGCAGAGCGCCCUGCAUACAAAGGUCUUUUUGACAACAUGGAUACAUUAGCUAGCAUCUGUGAAAAAGUUGUUGUACCGAACAUGCAACUUAGAGAGGUUGAUGAGGAAUUGUUUGAAGAUAACCCAGAGGAGUACAUGAGAAGAGAUAUUGAUGGUUCAGAUGUGGACACGAGAAGGAGAGCUGCUUGUGACUUAGUUCAGGCCUUGUGUAAAUCAUUUGAAGGGCCUGUCAUUCAGAAUUUCUCUCGUUAUGUUCAAGCUUUAUUGGAGGACUAUGCUAAAAAUCAUAACACAAACUGGAAAAGCAAAGAUGCUGCUAUCUUUCUUGUUACUUCUCUAGCUGCCAAAGGACAAACACAAAAACAAGGGGUUACACAGACAAGUGAACUAGUGAAUAUCACAGAAUUUUACCAAGCUCACAUCCUACCUGAUCUCAAAUCUAACAAUGUGGAUGAGAUGCCUAUCUUGAAAGCUGAUAUUAUCAAGUAUUUGAUGGUUUUCAGAAAUCAGCUUCCAGCUAGUGUUAUUCAGGCUUCUGUCCCAGAUCUCUUAAGGUUUAUACGCUCUCAUCAAGUUGUUGUUCACACCUACGCAGCACUAGCUCUUGAAAGAUUGUUUAUGGUGCGUCAUAACGGAGCUGCAGUCAUCACCUGUGAUUUUGUCCACCCUAUGGCAGGAGAAUUAAUGACCAGUCUCUUUGCUGCUAUGGAAAUGCCUGGAUCAGCAGAAAAUGAAUACAUAAUGAAAGCUGUAAUGAGGAGUAUGUCACUUUUACAGGAUCAUGUGUUGCCCAUGAUUCCACAGCUCCUUGUUGGGUUGAAGUCAAAACUUCUUCUUGUCAGCAAGAAUCCCAGCAAACCCCACUUUAAUCACUACUUGUUUGAGUGCCUGUGUGUGGCCAUAAGAUCUUCAUGUAAAAAUCAUCCAGAGGCAGUAACUUUGUUUGAAGAAGCUUUAUUUCAGCCAUUUACAGACAUACUCCAACAAGAUGUGCAAGAGUUUAUCCCCUAUGUGUUUCAAAUCCUCUCCAUGUUGAUUGAGCAACACUCUGGACAAAUUCCUGAAACAUACAUGGCACUUUUCCCCCACCUUCUUGCCCCAGUCUUGUGGGAACGUCCAGGCAAUAUUCCACCACUGGUUCGCCUCUUACAAGCUUACAUUCACAAAGGCUCUGGUCAAAUUGAAACUGACAAAUUGAACGGUUUACUUGGAGUUUUCCAAAAGUUGAUAGCAUCAAAGAGUCAUGAUCAUGAAGGAUUUUAUUUGUUGAAUUACAUCAUAGAGUUUAUGCCAAAAGAAAAUGUUACACCAUACACCAAACAAAUUUUUCUUCUGUUAUUUCAACGUUUAAGUAACUCCAAGACAACAAAGUACAUUAAAAGUCUGUUGGUCUUUUUUUGUUUGUAUGCAGUGAAAUAUAGUGCAUCAUCUUUAAUUGAAAUCAUCGAUGGAAUUCAGCAAAAAAUGUUUUCCAUGGUUAUUGAACGACUUUUCUUACCAGACUUACAGAAAGUCUCAGGAACCACAUCAAAGAAAAUCUGUGCAUUUGGUGUCACUAAAAUUCUCACAGAAGCAGAUGCAAUGCUUUCUGGUGACUAUGCUUCCCUCUGGCCACGACUUCUUCAAGCUUUGAUUGGUUUGUUUGAGUUACCUGAGGACGAAUCUGUACCAGAUGAUGAACACUUCAUUGAGAUUGAAGACACGCCAGGCUACCAGACAUCCUACUCUCAGUUGGCUUUUGCAGGAAAGAAAGAUCAUGACCCACUAGCUGGAUUAGCUGAAGAUCCCAAGAUCAACCUUGCUAAACACUUGCAAAAAAUAGCCACUCGUUGUCCUGGAACGAUUAAACCUCUGAUAAAAGCUGGAAUGGAGGCUAAAGCGCAAGAGUUUCUUGACCAGUAUUGCCAGUUAGCUAAUAUUAGUCUGGUGUGAAACACAUUUAUGACGACUUGUUAUUGCUGAUAUAAGGUACCCAAAGUUUGAAGUUUGUUACCGGUACUUGAGUGACUUGUAAGUCAGACACCUUGUAAUCAUUCUGUAAAAUAUAUGUUGUAUAUAUUUGGUAUGGAUAUGAUAUGCACCCUAUUCCCUACUAGUGUGGAAGGUUGGAAGCAUAUUGCCCAUACACACUGUUAUAUGCUGAGAUCAGAUCAAGGAAAAGUCCAGUGAUUACAAAUGUGGGGAGUUGAGUUUAUUUAGUCUGCCACUAGUGUUCACACCUGUUAUCAUACUUUAAGAUAACCUUGUAAAAAAAAGAAUAUUUUUACUAACAUUCACAUUUGGUUGGAUUUCUUUCUAAAUUGCUAAAAUCUAACCCUGUAGAGAAAUAGAUGCAAUACUUGCCGCCUGUAAAAAAAAUUGACUGUUGUUUUGUAUUUGUAAAUGCUCCAUCUGGGCUUUUGUUAUAUUAAAAUUCAUUUUGUAAAUAAAUGUUCUGCAUCAA
Molecule: messenger RNA, 3536 nt
Organism: Physella acuta
Lineage: Eukaryota; Metazoa; Mollusca; Gastropoda; Physidae
Product: exportin-2
Biological process (GO): protein export from nucleus; protein import into nucleus
Cellular component (GO): nuclear envelope; cytosol
Molecular function (GO): nuclear export signal receptor activity; small GTPase binding
Source: RefSeq, a predicted model, not a curated record